GAAGUCAAGUAACGGCUACUGUGUCUCGUUGGAGUGUUUUGCUGGUUGGGGAUGGUCAUUGUCAGUGUUUUGUCACAGGACAGCAUGAGACUCGCCUCAAGGAAGGGAUGUACAUUUUGGAAGAAAAAAAGUCGCUUAGUGUAAUGGGUUUGAUCAAGCGUGUGGGAUGGAAUCCCGACAACUCAACAGUAGAAGCUGAGCAGUCACGCAAAGAAGUUCUAGUGAGAUGUGGAGGAUCACGACCUUAUUACUGAUAUUUGCACUGGUGCUGGGCUCAGAGGUUACCCGAUGUGAGGAUGUAGGGUCCGUGGCUGCUGAUGAGUUAGCCGCGCAGGCUCAGAAGGAGAAUUUGGGCGACAUAUCCACAGUACCAGGAACCACACGUCACCAGAUUCUGGCAGCGCAGUUUGAGUGCUACCUGAAGAUAAUCCACGAUCCACCACGAACCGAAGAAGGCAAUUACUGUAACCGCACAUGGGAUGGCUGGCUGUGUUGGGGGGAUUCGUCUCCAGGGACGUUCGUACAGAUGUGCCCUGAAUACUUCCACGAUUUUGACCCUGCCGAAAAAGUUACCAAAGUUUGUAAUCCUGACGGACAGUGGUUCCACCACCCAGAGAGCAACAGAGUGUGGUCCAAUUACACCCAGUGUCAGAUCUACACCAAAGACAAACUGAAGUUCGCCAUCAGCUUGUACUAUCUGGCCAUGGUGGGUCACGGCCUGUCCAUUGUCUCCCUGAUCAUCUGCCUCAUCAUCUUCUCCUAUUUCAAGAGUCUUAGCUGCCAGAGAAUCUCCCUCCACAAGAACAUGUUCCUCUCCUUCAUUUUGAACUCCGUUGUUACCAUCAUGUGGCUCUCUUUGACAGCAGCCAACAACCAAGCCAUAAACACAAGCAACCCUGUGAGCUGUAAAGUGUUGGCUGUGCUAACCCAGUACACGUCGACUUCCACCUACUUCUGGAUGCUGUGUGAGGGCAUCUACCUUCACACUCUCAUCAUUGUGGCUGUCUUUGUCGGGGACCAGAAGCUCUUCUGGUACUACGUCUUGGGCUGGGGCUUUCCCAUCCUUCCUGCAAUCACCUAUGCUGUGGCCCGCGGGCUCUUCUUUAAUGAUAGGUGUUGGAUCAGCUCACACACUUACUUACUCUACAUCAUUCACGGACCCAUUCAAGCUGCGCUGCUGGUGAACUUGUUCUUUCUCCUGAACAUUUUACGAGUUCUGAUCACCAAGAUGAAGGAGACCCACUGUGCCGAGUCCACAACCUACAUGAAGGCUGUGAGAGCCACGCUGAUCCUCAUCCCACUGCUCGGAGUCCAGUUCAUUCUUUUCCCCUGGAGGCCCGAGGGCCGCAUCAGUCGGGCCAUUUAUGAUUUCUUUGUAAAUAUCUUCUGCCAUUUCCAGGGACUCUUGGUGGCAAUUAUAUUCUGUUUCUGCAAUAGUGAGGCCCAAACGGCACUGAAGAGAAAAUGGGCCCAGUGGAAGUUGGCCUGGGGUAAGACGGGCUGGGGAGAGACCCCCACCGCCAACAACCACUUCAGCUACCACAACAAUUCCUCCUUCACAGAGACCAGCCGUGCCACCGUCAGCAUGGAACAAGCCGAUACCCACUGCAAAAGCAGCGAGAACGCUCACUUCCUGUCCGGCAGACAGCCAGAGAGAAGUGUGGAGUGCAGCAACGGGGAGGUGGAUGUGCUCAACAAGCUGCAUACCGUCAACAUAUGACACACCUUCAGGGGCACCUUUUUUAAUAUACAAAAAAAGAAAACAAAAAAAAAAAAAAUGUCCUACAUAUUAUUUAAGAGCACUUGCAAAACAAGCUUGUUUUACACACAUUUUGAGAUCACAGCUUCAGUUUAUGCACAUAGAAACUCUGAAAUACAUUAUUUGUAUCAUUUUGUAGUCCUUAUAGUGAUUCUGUGUAUACUGUAUAUUUGAUGUGGCUGGCAUUGCAAACUUUAUUUCCUCAUACAGUGUCCUUUGGAAACAACGACUACCAUAUGAUGUCUCUAUAAGGCUUAUAAGGGUUAACCUUUUGGAGAGGUAUAAAUGCAUUUUUACAGCGCAUGCACAAACAAUUCACAGUGUCACAUUUUGUUAAAGGUUGAUUAAAUUACCUCCAGCGGCACAUUGGAGCAUCUA
Molecule: messenger RNA, 2137 nt
Organism: Syngnathoides biaculeatus (alligator pipefish)
Lineage: Eukaryota; Metazoa; Chordata; Actinopteri; Syngnathiformes; Syngnathidae
Gene: calcrl2
Product: calcitonin receptor-like 2
Exons: 14
Coding region: 227-1720 (497 amino acids)
Biological process (GO): angiogenesis; cell surface receptor signaling pathway; adenylate cyclase-activating G protein-coupled receptor signaling pathway
Cellular component (GO): plasma membrane
Molecular function (GO): calcitonin gene-related peptide receptor activity; calcitonin receptor activity; adrenomedullin receptor activity
Source: RefSeq, a predicted model, not a curated record